Molecule: messenger RNA, 1533 nt
Organism: Penicillium malachiteum
Lineage: Eukaryota; Fungi; Ascomycota; Eurotiomycetes; Eurotiales; Aspergillaceae
Gene: bna4
Product: kynurenine 3-monooxygenase
Exons: 3
Coding region: 1-1533 (510 amino acids)
Biological process (GO): NAD+ metabolic process; quinolinate biosynthetic process; L-tryptophan catabolic process
Cellular component (GO): mitochondrial outer membrane
Molecular function (GO): kynurenine 3-monooxygenase activity; NAD(P)H oxidase H2O2-forming activity; FAD binding
Source: RefSeq, a predicted model, not a curated record
AUGGCGGCCGGUCUCCAGAAGCAAAAGGUGGUUGUGGUGGGCGCGGGUCCAGUGGGGUCUCUAGCGGCGCUGUAUGCGGCUUCCCGUGGCGAUGAGGUUGAAGUAUACGAAUUGCGAGGAGAUCUCCGCGAUCCGACAACAGUGCCAUUGAACUUCACCAAGUCGAUCAACCUGGCUCUUUCAGAGCGCGGCAUCAAUUCCAUCCAGCAAUCGCAUCGAAGUGGACUGAUCGACAAUAUCCUCCGCGAGACGAUCCCGAUGUACGGACGGAUGAUCCACGGCCGAAACAACGGAUCCUUGUGGGAAGCCGCUCAAGCCUAUGACGUGCACGGACGGGCAAUUAACGCCGUUGAUCGUGGUUCAUUGAAUAAUGCCCUUCUAGACGAGCUGGAACGAACACCGAAUGUCAAGCUUUUCUUCAACCAUAAGCUGACGGGCGCUGAUUUCCGUACCAAUAAGGCCUGGUUCGAGCGUCGCAUUCCGGGCGAUACGCCUCAAGCCGAUGAUGCAGGCGUUGCUGGCCGCGUGCCAGAGAUCGAGGUUUCAUUCGAUUACCUCCUCGGUGCUGACGGAGCUCACUCCGCUAGCAGAUUCCACAUGAUGAAGUUCGCCCGGGUAGACUAUCAACAGGAAUACAUCGAUACGCUCUGGUGCGAAUUCCGUAUCCCUCCGACCAAAGAUGGCGACUUCGCCAUCUCUCCAAAUCAUCUACAUAUCUGGCCAGGCCGUGAAUUCAUGUUCAUCGCCAUCCCUUCCGCAGACAAAUCUUUCACUUGUACUCUCUUCGCGCCAGCUGCCCACUACGCCACUCUUGACAACUCUCCUUCCGCCCUUCAGGCCUCCUUCGAUGAACACUUCCCCGGUGUUUGUCCGGAAUUAAUCGAGCCCCAAGCUCUCGCUGAACAAUUCGCCGUGAACCCUCACUUACCACUCAUAAGCAUAAAAUGCAAACCACACCACCACAGUUCCAGCGUUGCGAUUAUCGGCGACGCCGCACACGCCGUCCUUCCCUUUUACGGACAAGGCCUUAACGCCGGACUGGAAGAUGUCCGCGUUCUCUUCGAGCAGCUAGAUAAGCACGGUGUGUAUGAUACUGAUACAAGCGUCUAUACACGUAGCGUGCGUCGACAAGCUGCGUUCCAGGCAUACACAAAUGAGCGUUGCGAUGAUACACAUGCGAUUAAUGAUCUCUCGAAAGAGAAUUAUGUGGAGAUGCGAUGGGGUGUUAAGUCACCACUUUAUAAGCUGCGGAAGAUGGUCGAAGAGACUAUUGACCGAAGACUCCCUUUCUUGGGAUGGAAGACCCAGUAUGCGCGUGUUAGCUUUAGUAACCAGCGCUACUCGGAGGUCGUCCGUGCUGUGCAGGAGCAGAGUCAGAUGCUAGGUAUUGGUCUUACCUCGGCUUUGGUUGUGAGCGUGGGUGCCUUGGCCGUGCUGUUGUGGAAUUUUCCUCGACAUGCUCGGCCUGCGGGAUUCUUCGGGUGUGGCUUGAAGCAGUUGACGAAUCUAUGGAGAGGCAUUGUGCAUAGGUGA